Molecule: messenger RNA, 2755 nt
Organism: Ilex paraguariensis (yerba mate)
Lineage: Eukaryota; Viridiplantae; Streptophyta; Magnoliopsida; Aquifoliales; Aquifoliaceae
Source: the annotation of a GenBank genome assembly
AUGGAAUCAUCGUCGUCAUCUCAACAUGCGAGGGGGUCGUUCUCGUCGAGUAAAGGAGACUCGGCAGAUUUUGAACCGGAGCUUACACUCAGUGACAAGCUUAAAGCCUUUAAAUCCUCUCAAUUUGAACCUGAGGCUUAUGUAACCACCAAAUGCGGUGGCAUGAGUGAGAAGGAGAUAAGGCACUUGUGCUGUUACCUUGUAGACUUAAAGAAGGCUUCUGCAGAGGAAAUGCGUAAAAGUGUUUACGCUAAUUAUGCAGCCUUUAUAAGGACAUCUAAGGAGAUUUGUGAUCUUGAGGGGCAGCUCCUUUCCUUGAAAAAUCUCCUAUCUACUCAGGCAGCUCUUGUUCAUGGUUUAGCUGAGGGGGUACAUGUCAAUGCCUUGUCAGCUGGUCCUGAAGGUUCAACAAAAGAUGAUAUUUUUGAUUUUGAGGGCACUGAACCUUCGAAGAUGGAGAAAUGGUUAGCACAUUUUAUAGAGAGACUUGAAGUUUUACUUGCCGAGAGGAGAGUGGAUGAAGCCUUGGCUGCCCUGAAUGAAGGAGAACGUAUAGCUGCUGAAGCUAAUCACCGUCAAGCAUUGAUCCCAUCUGCGUUUGUAUCAUUGCAGGCUACGAUCACAGAACAGAGACAAAAGUUAGCCGAUCAACUUGCAGAGGCUGCUUGCCAGCCUUCUAUCAAUAGUGUCGAGCUUCGUUCGGCUGUACAAGCACUGCAAAAACUUGGUGACGGUCCUCGUGCUCAUACACUGCUGCUUAAAUCUCACCAUCAGAAAUUGGAGUGUAAUAUGCAGGGUCUUCAUCCAUCAGGUAGUUCAUAUGGAGCAGCAUAUACUGCUGCCCUUUCACAGCUUGUCUUUUCAACCAUUGCACAAGCAGCAAGUGAUUCCUUGGCCAUAUUCGAUGACGAGCCUGCCUAUGCAUCUGAGCUUGUAACCUGGGGGGUCAAGCAGACUGAGACUUUCACACUUCUUGUGAAAAGACAUGUUCUUGCCUUACCAGCAGCUGCCGGAGGCCUAAGAGCUGUCGCUGAGUGUGUUCAGAUAUGCUUGGGUCACUGUUCCUUGUUAGAAGCCCGUGGAUUGGCCCUUUCUCCUGUCCUCUUGAAACUCUUCAGGCCUUGUGCUGAACAAGCACUGUGUACCUACUUAAAAAGAAUAGAACAAAGCACUGCUGCACUUGCUGCUGCAGAUGAUUGGUCACUCAUUUAUCCAAUAAUUGGAGUACGCACUUUGAGUACUGCAUCAAUAGGUAGUGUGAUUACAUCCCAGCCGAAGCUUUCUAGCAGUGCUCACCGAUUACACACAAUGGUUCAGGAUAUUUGCGAGGAUGUGGGUCCCCUUGAGAGCUUGCAGUUGGCCAACCAAGCUUUGGAAGGUGUUUUACAAGUGUUUAACUCGUUCAUCAGUAUGCUGAUAAAUGCAUUGCCUGGCUCAAUGGAGACUGAAAACUUGGAAGGGUCAGGGAGUCGAAUUGUUAGGAUGGCAGAGACAGAAGCUCAACAAAUAGCUUUGCUUGCUAAUGCAUUACUAUUAGCAGAUGAACUGCUCCCACGUGCGGCCAUCAAGCUUUCAUCCGUGCAACAUGGUAGUAGAAUUGAUGAGCCCCCUCGAAGACCUUCAGAAAGGCAAAGCCGUCUUCCAGAGCAAAGGGAACUAAAGAGACGGCUUCAACGCUUGGUUGAUCAGUUGCGAGAUAGCUUCUGCCGACAACAUGCCCUUGAUCUCAUCUUUACAGAAGAUGGUGGUGUUCGUUUGAGUGCAGAUAUGUACUUAAGUAUGGAUGGAAAUGCAGAGGAGCUUGAAUGGUUUCCAUCUCCAAUUUAUCAGACGGAAAUGGAAUCAUCGUCGUCAUCUCAACAUGCGAGGGGGUCGUUCUCGUCGAGUAAAGGAGACUCGGCAGAUUUUGAACCGGAGCUUACACUCAGUGACAAGCUUAAAGCCUUUAAAUCCUCUCAAUUUGAACCUGAGGCUUAUGUAACCACCAAAUGCGGUGGCAUGAGUGAGAAGUUGCGAGAUAGCUUCUGCCGACAACAUGCCCUUGAUCUCAUCUUUACAGAAGAUGGUGGUGUUCGUUUGAGUGCAGAUAUGUACUUAAGUAUGGAUGGAAAUGCAGAGGAGCUUGAAUGGUUUCCAUCUCCAAUUUAUCAGGAACUUUUUGCAGAGUUGACUCGAAUUGCAAGCAUAGCAUCAGACAUGUUUGUGGGGCGGGAAAGGUUUGCAACUAUUCUUUUAAUGAGACUCACAGAGACUGUCAUCCUGUGGCUUUCUGAGGAUCAAAGCUUCUGGGAAGAGAUAGAAGAAGGACCGAGGCCUUUGGGUCCCCUUGGGCUUCAGCAGUUUUAUCUGGAUAUGGAGUUUGUGAUACUCUUUUCAUCACAAGGUCGAUACCUAUCACGAAAUCUGCAUCAAGUUAUCAAAAACAUCAUAGGUAGAGCCAUUGAAGCAGUUGCAGCAAAUAGAAUAGAUCCUUACAGCGUGUUGCCAGAGGAAGAGUGGUUCGCUGAUGUUGCUCAAAUAGCAAUAAAGAUACUGACUGAAAAAGCCAAUUUUGGAAAUGUGGAUCGAGAUGUUAAUAGCCCCACUGCAUCCAUAUCAGCAUCAUCAGCCUAUUCUCAUGGAAGCAACUAAUGUUUGGUUCAUUAGCAAUAUUCACAGCAGAUAUAUUAGAUGAAACAGCCCCAAAUUGUUGGGACGAGAUUUGUUGACAUAAGCAUUCUAAAUGAAACAGACGCUCACCAAACAUUUGAUUAAU